Molecule: messenger RNA, 2442 nt
Organism: Syngnathus acus (greater pipefish)
Lineage: Eukaryota; Metazoa; Chordata; Actinopteri; Syngnathiformes; Syngnathidae
Gene: noc2l
Product: NOC2-like nucleolar associated transcriptional repressor
Exons: 18
Coding region: 145-2385 (746 amino acids)
Biological process (GO): negative regulation of transcription by RNA polymerase II; ribosomal large subunit biogenesis
Cellular component (GO): Noc1p-Noc2p complex; nucleolus; nucleoplasm
Molecular function (GO): histone binding; transcription corepressor activity
Source: RefSeq, a predicted model, not a curated record
UAUAUUUGCGGUAAUGACAUGCACAUUUGAUAAGAUAAACAAAAUGCAUUGCGCCAGCAUCCGCGGUUGUCCGUGAAACACAAAACCAACACCACCCGGAGCAUUGUGGGUAGUCGAGCUUUGGCGUCACAUGUUGAAUCCAGCAUGGCAGGGAAACGAAAACUAGAGGACCUCACUUUGGAUGAGUUCUUGCGGACGGGCUUGGAUUCAGAUGACGAAGAGGAGCCUGAAGAUGAAAUCCCCAAACAAAAUGGACAGAAGAUAGAGGACAAAAAGAAAGAUAACAAUAAGGGUGAAGUGAAGCAGGGUAAAGCGUCUCAACACAAGGAACAGCUGUCCAGAUUAAAAAAUAAAGAUCCAGAGUUUUACCAGUUUCUGCAGGAAAAUGACAAAACCCUCCUCAAUUUUAAUGACACUGAUAGCUCAGAGGAUGAGGACAAGGAUGAGGACCAGUACCACAGAUUGCCAUCCAUGCUGGAGGAGGCCAGUGAUGAGGAGGUGCAAGAGGCUCAGCAAGGUUCUAAGAAAUCCAAGAAGACAGACAAUACCAUUAAAGUAACUGAAAAAAUGAUCCGGGAAUGGAAAGCUUCUGUAAAAACGGAACCUACCCCUCGCCUCAUCAGAACGAUCACCCAAGCCUUCAAGGCUGCUGUUGCUACGACUAAGGGUGAAGGAGCUAUUCAGUGCAAAUACACGGUGGAUGACAGUUCAGUGUUUAACUCGCUGGUUCUCUUCUGCAUCCGAGACAUUCAUGGCGCCUUUCAGCAGAUGCUUGACUUAAAGGCUGAUACAGACACAAAACAGCUGGUGCUGCCACAAACUAGUAGAAAAUGGCAGAAGAAUCAAUUAGACAUCAAGAUGUAUCUCAGCGGCGUCAUUCAGUUGUUAUCCUGUCUAACUGAGGCCACAGUCACCAGCGCUGUCCUGCGACACAUCAAUCAACUUGUACCUUAUUUUCUUUGUCUUUCCAAACAGUGUCGGUAUCUGGUUAAGCAAUUGAUAAAGCAAUGGAGCACCGGAGAGGAGACAAGUCGGGUCCUUGCCUUUUUGACCCUCAACAAAAUCUGCAGACACAAGCAAGAACCUUAUCUUGUCCCCAUUCUGAAGCAAAUGUACAUUUCAUAUGUGCAAAACUGCAAAUUCACAUCUCCCAAUGUGCUGCCCAUGAUCAACUUCAUGCAGCGCACGCUAACAGAGAUGUACGCCCUGGACACGCAGGCAACUUACCAGCAUGCCUUUAUCUACAUCCGACAACUCGCCAUUCACCUUAGGAAUGCCAUGACCGUGAAGAAAAAGGAAACCUACCAGUCAGUCUACAACUGGCAGUACAUCCACUGUCUCUACCUGUGGUGUCGUGUCCUUGGCACCCUGCACCCCAGUGAUGUCCUCCAACCUCUCAUCUAUCCACUUUGCCAAGUCAUCACUGGUACCAUCAAGUUGGUGCCCACAUCAAGAUAUUAUCCUCUGAGGAUGCAUUGUUGCCGAGCCCUCACGCUGCUAUCAAGCAGCACCAAUACAUUUGUUCCGGUUCUCCCUUUCCUCGUUGAGAUCUUUCAGCAAGUGGACUUCAACAAGAAACCAGCACGGAUGAGUAAGAAGCCCAUCAACUUUGCAGUCAUCCUUAAGCUUAACAAUGUCAACCUGAUGGAGAAAGCAUACAAGGACGGACUGAUCGACCAGCUUUAUGAUCUGAUGCUGGAAUAUUUCCACACUCAGGCCAGUUCCAUAGGCUUCCCAGAGCUCACUCUGCCCACUGUCCUUCAGCUGAAAGCGUUCCUGAAAGAAUGCAAAGUGGCCAAUUACUGCAAGUCGGUGCGCCAGCUGCUUGAGAAGGUGCAAGAGAACAGCAACUACAUCACAGCAAGACGACAAAACGCCAACUUCGGAGUGGCCGAUGCGAGCGCUGUGGUGGCAUGGGAGAAUGAGAUUAAGAAAGAGGGAACUCCUCUAAGCAAAUACUACAUCCACUGGAAGAAGUUAAGAGAAAAGGAAAUUCUCUUGGAGAUCUCAGGCAAAGAAAGGAUGGAAGAUCUGAAUUUGCCGGAGAUUAAGCGUAAGAAGAUUCAAGAGAGGAAAGCAGAGGACAGGAAGGAGUUUAAGGGUUUGUUUGAAAGCGACUCUGAGGAUGAGGAUGAUGACGACACAGGGCUCAAAUUCAAAGAUAAAAAGGGCAGCCAUGGGUCAGAUGAUGAUGAUGACGACGAUGAAGAUCUUAAAGGACAGUCUGAUAAGAGCGAUGGAGACUCAGAUGACGAAGAGGAGGAUGAAGGAGAUGAGGAGGUGUCAAAGCCCGCUCAACCGCUGUCGACCUCUGCUCUCAUCAAGCUGGCCGAAGGAGAUGAGGAUUUGGUGGAGGACCUGACGCUGUCUGACGACGAUGACUGAGUGUCUCAUUCCGGAAACCGUUACGUUUUAUAACAUGCAAUAGAUGUCUUUUGCUUU